This is a messenger RNA of Sebastes umbrosus (honeycomb rockfish), 4309 nucleotides long. RefSeq names its product receptor-type tyrosine-protein phosphatase epsilon-like. The transcript has 21 exons. Gene Ontology annotation, biological process: protein dephosphorylation. The record is from RefSeq and is a predicted model, not a curated record. The coding region runs from base 660 to 2699 and encodes 679 amino acids. Lineage: Eukaryota; Metazoa; Chordata; Actinopteri; Perciformes; Sebastidae. Gene Ontology annotation, molecular function: protein tyrosine phosphatase activity.
AGGAUGCUGAGUGUGUCCACCUGAUACACUGCUUUGCGCCCGAGGGAGGGUCUCUCUCUCUCUCUACAGUCUCAUCCACUCUGUGUGUGCUGCCAUAAUAACACGGCUCGGCUCAGCUCGGCUCCAGCAGGCGGUGCGGUGCGGUGCGGUGCGGGGUGGAGGGAAGCGCAUCCUCGUGGAGAGAGAGAAACAUGAUCAUCAGGGGAACAUUGACAAACGCGUCUCCGGUCGGAUGAUUCGACAACUUCAUGUGUUUUUUUUUUAUCCUCUAAAGAGACAUUUAACGCAAGAGGCACUAGGCGGCUGGUCCGUGCAGCAGCAGCAGGAAGAGGAGACACAAGCCGACAUCAUCAUCAUCAUCAUCAUCGUGUGAGGCGAGGUCACCGCAUCACAGAGGAUCUAGCACGGUUCCCAUGAUCCCCUGUGUCUUGGUCCCAAUCUAAAGCUCUCACAACGACCUCAGGCCCCGCCGCCAACCUCAGUCAUCUCUUCACCCGGCGCUAUUAUCGAUAUCUCAGAGAGGAUGUGAGUAAGAGAAGGACUGAGGGAAGAAAACCUCAAUAAGUUCAACCAAGACAGGAAGUGGGGGAUCACAUGGCUGCUAUGGACCGACGGGUCAACUGAUACCAGAUCACACUGGCUUUGCUUGGAAGUUGACAAUGGUGUUGUUUCUGAUCGGGAUCUCUAUUGCUGUGAACAAUUCAUCUCAUGAGAACCAAACUGCAGAAAACCCCACCCAUCAGGGUGCUCAUGUGCUGCCCUCAACACUGGUCAUAUCUCUGCUCCUCAUCAUCGUUGUCCUGCUGACAAUCUACUGUCUGAGGUUCAAAAACCACAGGAAAGCUUUGGUUACCUCGGUGGAUAAAAAGAUUCCGAAUGGCUUCUUGGAGGAACAAGGAGAGCAGACAGUGGUCCUCCUUCCCAGAUCUCCCUCGCCAUCCAAGAGGUACUUCCCCAUCCCCCUGGACUCGCUGGAGGAGGAGUACCGGAUACGCUCCGCAGACGACGGCAAGCUCUUCAGAGAGGAGUUCAAUUCGCUGCCGUGUUACUACCACCACGGGUCCUUUGAGGAGGCGAGCAGAGAGCACAACAGAGAGAAAAACAGAUACCCAAACAUUUUACCAUAUGAUCAUUCAAGAGUGCUGUUAAGUCAUCUUGAUGGACACAUGUGUUCAGACUACAUCAAUGCAUCUUACAUAGAUGGAUUUAAAGAGAAGAACAAAUUCAUUGCAGCUCAAGGCCCAAAGCUUGAGACGCUGGCCGACUUCUGGCGGAUGAUUUGGGAACAGAAAACAGCCACUAUAGUUAUGCUGACGAAUUUGAAGGAAAGGAAAGAGGACAAAUGUUAUCAGUAUUGGCCAGAAAAAGGCUGCUGGAUGUACGGGAACAUCAGGGUGGCGAUGGAGGACUUUACUGUACUGGUGGACUACACCAUUCGAAAAUUUUGCGUUCAAUAUCAGGGCAGCGAUGGUCCGCGGGCUCCGCGGCUGGUCACCCAGCUCCACUUCACCAGCUGGCCAGACUUCGGGGUGCCGUUCUCACCCAUCGGCAUGCUGAAAUUCCUCAAGAAGGUCAAGGCUGUCAAUCCGUCGUAUGCUGGACCCAUUGUUGUGCACUGCAGCGCCGGGGUGGGGAGGACUGGGACGUUCAUUGUCAUUGACAGCAUGAUCGACAUGAUGCACAUGGAACAGAGGCUGGACGUCUUUGGCUCUGUGAGCCGAAUACGAGAACAGCGCUGUCAGCUCAUCCAGACAGAUAUGCAGUACUCCUUCAUCUACCAGGCUCUGCUGGAGUACUACCUGUAUGGAGACACGGAGCUAGAUGUGUGCUCUCUGGAGGGCCAUCUGCAGAGGCUUCACAACACCAGGGCUCCCCACGACAGGCUGGGCCUGGAGGAGGAGUUCAGGCUGACCAACGUGCGCAUAAUGAAAGAGAACAUGAGAACCGGGAACCUCCCCGCCAACAUGAAGAAGAACCGUGUGCUUCAGAUCAUUCCGUAUGAUUUCAACCGAGUAAUACUCUCAGUGAAAAGAGGACAGGAGUUCACCGACUACAUCAAUGCCUCCUUUAUUGAUGGCUACAGGCAGAAGGACUAUUUUAUCGCAACCCAGGGCCCACUGUCUCACACGGUGGAGGACUUCUGGAGGAUGGUGUGGGAGUGGAGGUGUCAUUCAAUCGUUAUGCUCACCGAACUCAAAGAGAGGGAGCAGGAGAAGUGUUUCCAGUAUUGGCCAUCAGAGGGCAGUGUAACAUUUGGAGAUUACACUGUGGAGCUGACUGGAGACACACAGUGUGAAACGUUCACUCUCAAAGACAUGGUGCUCACCUACAGACCAGAAAAGCAGUCGCAACACGUCCGACACUUCCACUUCCACGGGUGGCCUGAGAUCGGAAUACCGGCCGAGGGGAGAGGGAUGAUUGACAUUAUCGCCGCCGUGCAGAGGCAGCAGCAGCAGUCUGGAAACCGGCCCAUAAUCGUGCACUGCAGCGCCGGUGCGGGUCGGACCGGCACUUUCAUCGCCCUCAGUAACAUUCUGGAGAGGGUGAAAGCCGAAGGCCUCCUGGACGUUUUCCAGACAGUCAAGAGUUUACGCAUGCAGAGACCACACAUGGUUCAGACCAUGGAGCAAUAUGACUUCUGCUACCGAGUGGUUCAGGACUUUGUGGACAUUUACUCAGACUACGCCAAUUUUAAAUAAUAAUACCCCGUCAGAUACUUCUGUCAAAUGUUCUCUCUCUCUCUGAAUGUUGUUUUCUAAAGCGAGCUCUUUUUACAUUUUGCACUUGAUUACAGAUCUAGAAAAAUAAUUGUAACAUACUGUAAUAUAAUUGAAAACAUCUGUGCUCCAGGAGAGUCUGUCUUGAUCUUCAAGUAUCCCAGUGUAAAAUAUAGAAAUUAUAGUGUAUUAUUAAGGGGUUUUGGUUGGGUUCUUGAACAUGUUUUAUGUUGCAUAUGUUGCAACAUUGUGAGGGUCAAUAAAGAAAAUAUUCAAAUACAAAUAUAGAUAUUGUAUGUAUUGCUCACUACCUGAAAUGCAUCACUAAUGUGUGGUAGAGUUCAUGCAUUCUCUUUUAUUUCUGCUUUAUGACGUUGCUGACCACGAUGCCUGUGGUUCACAUUAGUCGUGUAUUUCAUUUUUGAUUGCUAUGAGGGGAAUAAAUUGUGUGUUUGAUAAGUAGGGUAAAAAUGAUUACUGCUUUUGCUAUGUUUGAAUAGUAUUUAUGAUCUACUUUGAGCUCAAACAAAAACACAAAACUCAAGAUACAUUUCGCUCUGUUAGACGCUGCAGAUUACCUCACUCCUGUCUGUGAAUAACUUAUAACAGCUGCUGCCUGUUGCAAUUCCAUUCAACUUCACCAACUUUCCUGUGUUGCCUGUGGCAAUAUUACUGAGUGGAUUGGUGCCUGACGCUGCAAAAUGCAAUUAGCCCACAUUGGAACGGGCAGAAAAUAAUGUAUUAUUACAUCCGAUCGUAUCAUUCUUUUUAAAAUGUUUUACAGCCAAGCAUCACAUCGUCCAUUUUUAUACACUUGCAUGUUUGCAUAAAGCAGUGCCAUAUUGAUUAGAAAGAUAGUUCUUUCUAAUCAUGAAAAAACUUGUCACCAAGUGACACAAUUUUAAUACAGAUAAGCCAGAUGUUUAUGUUUCAUUUAAUAUAAUAGACACAUUUUUUUAAAAGUGCAUUGUUUUUGAAUGCUGGCCUCCUGUAUGGAUCAUCGUUUAUACAAACACUUCUCAGAAUAUCAUAAGGAUAACAAAAUGUUCCAGUUGUUGCAAAUAAGUGUGUAAGACACCUUGUCUGGGAGUGUAAAAAGCACUGAUAUCAAGAACCAGUGCUCAGCCAGAAAUAUGAAAUAUGCAUGCACAGGCAUCAUAUUUUGUUAUUCAUAUUUAAACAAGGAAACUCCAACAUUGCUGCAAAAUCAAAAGCAUCUAUUUCUGCAAGGCUUCUGCUCGCUUCUUUGUAGAACAGUAAGCUUGGAAGUAUUAAGUUUGGGUAAAGAACAUACUGUAAAUCACAAGAUGGGUUCAUACAUGACACACUGAUUUGUUUAUUUACUGUACAUAAAAUCUUGUUGUGCUCAUUCAUCAUCACCAACUGCAUUGUAGACUUCAUUUUAAAGCAUUGCCAUGCUGAAAGAACAAGAAAUAAGGGCGACGACAGCGAGGCCUUGCAGCCGAUGUAACAUGAAUGCACAAGCAUCUCGUUUCAACGAUGUUUCUGCCUUUUUGAACAUGUAUGGAUUUGAACCACUAUUUGUUUGCUAAAAGCUGAUUCCAAUAAAUUAUAUAUGGAGAGAAAUGACA